AUGCGAGCACACCUUGCAGAUGAACAUAAGUUGUUGCUAGAUGACCAGAAUGUCUCAAGCUACAAAAGUCUUUGCUUUUUGCAAAUCAAGCUCGGCAAACAACAUGAUGCUCUGUGCAUCGCAGAACAAGGAAGAGCCCGUGGUCUUGUGGACCUGCUUUCAGCGAAGUAUGGUACUGAGAAUGCCAGUGGUUCGAGAGCUCUCAAUUUGAAUGCCAUUAAAGAGCUUGUCACUGAACACCAAGCAGAUAUGCUCUACUUGGCAACUCAGCUAGGACCCAUAUCGAUUUGGUUCCUAAAGAAAGACGGAAGAAUAUCCUUCUAUGAGUCUGCCUGGACAGAUUCCCCUGGAGAUAAUUUAGAGAAUAUAUUGGAGGAAUUAACAAAAACCAUUUUACAUUCGUUUGAUAACGUUGACUGCGAGGAUCGAUCGUUGGCAGAAUGCUAUGGAGGUGAGUUUCCAUCUGCAGCAAGGCACAGCGAGGUAUCUGGGUCUGCCAACAAAACUGGAGAACGUGAACACGGAAAUCUGGAAUCAAUGUUAAAGUUAAUAUUCAAGCUGACAAUCUCUACUUUUGCUGAUGUUAUCGAGGGUCCAGAGAUCGUGAUUGUCCCGGAGGGGCUGUGGUUUCUUAUUCCUUUUUCUGCAUUGCUAGAUUCAUCCGGUAACUUCUUUUCGCAAGCGUAUAGGGUCCGCCUCGUUCCCUCUCUUACAACCCUGAAACUUAUUCUUGACACACCAAAGAACUUUCACAGCCAGGCUGGAGCACUUAUUGUGGGAGAUCCGAAGGUAGGCUGUAUAAACAUUGAUGGAAAUGUUGUGGAGUUGCCUCCAUUACCGAAAGCCAGAGAAGAGGCAGAAAUGAUAUCAGAAAUGCUCCAAAAGCCAUGUCUCGUUGGAGAAGAGGCUACAAAGGAUGAAGUUUUGCGAAGAAUUCAAGAUGUGAGCUUGGUGCACAUCGCAGCCCAUGGUAAUGCCGAUAGAGGAGAAAUAGCUCUUGCACCCAAUAAAUCCCUUAGGGGUGUUCCAAAGAAAGAGGGCUGCAUCAUAACGACGAGAGAGGUUGCUGGGGUUCGUAUUAAAGCCAAAUUAGUGGUACUCAGCUGUUGUCACAGUGCUCGAGGAAAGAUCCUUGCAGCCGAAGGAGUGGUUGGGAUCGCCCGUGCAUUUCUGGUGUCCGGGUGCCCGUUCAGUUCUAAUGUCAUUGUGGGCUGUAGACGAUGA
Pocillopora meandrina is the source of this 1224-nucleotide messenger RNA. NCBI's taxonomy places the organism in Eukaryota, Metazoa, Cnidaria, Anthozoa, Scleractinia, Pocilloporidae. The record is from the annotation of a GenBank genome assembly.